This is a messenger RNA of Nematocida ausubeli, 330 nucleotides long. RefSeq lists its product as uncharacterized. The record is from RefSeq and is a predicted model, not a curated record. NCBI's taxonomy places the organism in Eukaryota, Fungi, Microsporidia. Bases 1 to 330 code for a protein of 109 amino acids. The transcript has a single exon.
AUGCAUUAUUAUUCAUUCUAUUAUACAGAAAUAUUGGAGGGUAGUAUUAAUUUCAGCUCGAAUUGCCAUACAUUGCACACUAUAUAUACAUCCAUCUUUCAUUUUAUAGGCUCUAUCUAUAUACUUUUGCACUUUUUUCCACUUAUAUUUUGUAGCCUCAUUGCAAAGUCUAUAGAAUCUGGGUAUGAAGUAUCUAUAGUACAGAAGCACACAUUAAUUGCCCUAUGUUUUCUCUUCAUACACACCUCUGCCCCAUACAGCUUUAAAAUAGCGGUAUGUCUUUUCUUGUUACUCCAUGCAGCCCUCGCAGACGAGCACCUAUUCCUGUGA